UCCAGCAUGGUCUGCAUGAGAAACAUGGCGACCUGCAUCAGUUUGGUUGCAAGAGUUAGAGGCGUCGCUCUGACAGUGUUACAACCGAUACGCGGACAGUUGUUCUCCAGGCGGAGGGGCGGCGGUAAUGUCCCGCAUCGCCUCCGGCAUGGAGCCCGCAGCAGUCUGUACGAGCAUGUCCGUGAAGGCUACAGCGACAAGCCUGAGCUGGACAUGGGAGCGGUGUGCGAGGAGACCCACAAAGUCAUUGCUAAUGUGGAGAACAGGAAGGGCGACCUGCGAGGGGACGAUGUCAGGAAAAUUGUGAGAGUGUGGCAGGAGCUCCAAGCUGUGAGGACAGAAAUCUUUGAGUUGGAAGAGGAGAAAAGAUGCAUCAGUGAGACAGUCAGAACUCUUGUGAACCAAAACGACAAGAAGGUCCUCGCUAAUCUUCCAGAGUUCACCCAGGCCCUGCAGAAGGGCCGGGACAUCCGCAACAGACUGAACCAGCUCUACCUUAGAGACACCGAACUGGACCAGGAGCAUUACAGCCGAGCGCUCCGACUGCCCAACAACACACACCCUGACGUGCCAGUCGGAGAUGAGAGCCAGGCUAAGGUGGUGGAGUUGGUUGGAAAGAAAGCAGAAUUUGACUUUAAGCCAAGAGGCCACGUAGAGCUCGGUGAGGCAUUGGGCCUCAUCCGGCAGAGGCAUUUGUCUCACGUCUCCGGUCAUCGGUCCUAUUAUUUAAGAGGAGCGGGGGCAAAACUUCAAAUCGCACUCCAGAAUUUUGCUCUCGACACGUUGCAGCGACGGGGCUUCGUUCCCAUGGUUGUGCCCGACAUGCUGAAGGGAGUGGUGUUUGAGGGUUGUGGGAUGCAGCCAAACGCCCACAUCUCUCAGGUCUACUCCCUGGACCCGGCACGAUUCCCAGACCUCAACCUGGCUGGGACAGGCGAGGUCGGGGUGGCAGGUUAUUUCAUGGAUCAUGCAGUAAACUGGAAGGACCUGCCAGUCAGGACAGUGUGCAGCAGCACCUGCUACAGGGCCGAGACGGACACCGGCAGAGAGACGUGGGGACUUUACAGAGUCCAUCACUUCAAUAAGGUUGAGAUGUUUGGAGUGACGGCUAAUGAGACGGGACAGGAGAGCUCACAGCUGCUGGAGGACUUCGUCUCCUUGCAGAAGGAGAUGUUUUCUGCGCUGGAGCUUCACUACAGAGUGCUGGACAUGCCCACUGAGGAGCUGGGCCUUCCCGCCUACAGGAAGUAUGACAUUGAAGCGUGGAUGCCAGGGAGGAACAGCUACGGAGAGGUUUCCAGCGCGUCCAACUGUACGGAUUAUCAGAGCAGACGCCUCAACAUCCUGUAUGAGAGGCAGGAUGGCAGUCUGCAGUACGCCCACACUGUGAACGCUACAGCGUGUGCAAUUCCUCGAAUGAUUAUUUCCAUCCUGGAGACUCAUCAAACCAAAGAUGGAACCGUGCGUGUUCCUCAAGCCCUGCAGCCUUAUCUGGGUCUGGAAGUGAUAGAGCAGUCAAAGUACACGCCUCUGAAAUACAUUGGACCCAACCAGAACAGUCGACCACACAGGCCUGGUCCUAAAGCCAGAUGAAAACCCAACCAGAGGACGCUACUCCACACAAAUGGAUAGAAAAACUAGAACACAUUGUUUCUCGUGAAACAGAGCAGUGCUGCUGAAUAUUAAAAGUAGAAAUGCUGUAUGUCCUUUUUAAUAAAAUGAAAUUAAUCAUA
Molecule: messenger RNA, 1733 nt
Organism: Poeciliopsis prolifica (blackstripe livebearer)
Lineage: Eukaryota; Metazoa; Chordata; Actinopteri; Cyprinodontiformes; Poeciliidae
Gene: sars2
Product: seryl-tRNA synthetase 2, mitochondrial
Exons: 16
Coding region: 7-1593 (528 amino acids)
Biological process (GO): mitochondrial seryl-tRNA aminoacylation
Cellular component (GO): mitochondrion
Molecular function (GO): serine-tRNA ligase activity; tRNA binding; ATP binding
Source: RefSeq, a predicted model, not a curated record